Molecule: messenger RNA, 3160 nt
Organism: Daktulosphaira vitifoliae (grape phylloxera)
Lineage: Eukaryota; Metazoa; Arthropoda; Insecta; Hemiptera; Phylloxeridae
Exons: 3
Coding region: 98-3160 (1020 amino acids)
Molecular function (GO): protein binding
Source: RefSeq, a predicted model, not a curated record
GAUAAGUUUUUUGUUGAUAAUUAUCUGUUUGAUAUUUAACGAAGGGAAUGAAAAUAGAUAUUUGGAACACAAAAAAAUAUGCCAAUAUGAAAAAGGUAUGAUGAGAAAAGCUGCUGCAAAUGGUAAAAUAGAAAAAUUAAAACUAGAUCACGAGAGUGGAUGUGAAUGGGAUGAAUAUACAACUACUGAAGCUGCUGCAAAUGGGCAUUUAGAAUGCUUAAAAUAUGCACAUAAAAAUGGAUGUCCAUGGAAUACAACCACAACAGAAGCAGCUGCUGCAAAUGGUCAUUUAGAAUGCUUAAAAUAUGCAUAUGAAAAUCACUGUGGAUGGGAUAAAAAAACAACAAAAGCUGCUGCUGCAAAUGGACAUUUAGAAUGCUUAAAAUAUGCACAUAAAAAUGGAUGUCCAUGGAAUACAACCACAACAGAAGCAGCUGCUGCAAAUGGUCAUUUAGAAUGCUUAAAAUAUGCAUAUGAAAAUCACUGUGGAUGGGAUAAAAAAACAACAAAAGCUGCUGCUGCAAAUGGACAUUUAGAAUGCUUAAAAUAUGCACAUAAAAAUGGAUGUCCAUGGAAUACAACCACAACAGAAGCAGCUGCUGCAAAUGGUCAUUUAGAAUGCUUAAAAUAUGCACAUACAAAUGGAUGUCCUUGGAAUACAAUGACAACAGAAGCAGCUGCUGCAAACGGGCAUUUAGAAUGUUUAAAAUAUUUACAUGAAAAUGACUGUAAAUGGGAUAAAGAAAUAACAAGUGCUGCUGCUGCGAAUGGGCAUUUCAAAUGCUUAAAAUAUGCACAUGAAAAUGGAUGCCCAUGGAAUACAGCCACAACAGAAUCAGCUGCAAAGUAUGGUAAUUUAGAAAUUUUAAAAUAUGUUCAUGAAAAUAGAUGUAAAUGGGAUAAAAAAACAACAUGGGCUGCUGCUGCAAAUGGGCAUUUAGAAUGCUUAAAAUAUGCGCAUGAAAAUGGUUGUCAAUGGGAUGAAACAACAACAUCAGAAGCUGCACGAAAGGGUAGUUUAGAAUGUUUAAAAUACGCUCAUGAAAAUGGGUGCCGCUGGAAUAAAUAUACAACAAUGCGAGCUGCCUUACAUGGUAAUUUAGAGUGUUUAAAAUAUGCUCAUGAAAAUGGUUGCCAAUGGGAUGAAACAACAACAGAAGCAGCUGCACAAAAUAGUAGUUUGGAAUGUUUAAUAUAUGCACAUAUAAAUGGAUGUAAAUGGGAUGUAAGCACAACUACUGGCGCUUCAAUGAGUGGUAAUUUAGAAAUUUUAAAAUACGCACAUAAAAAUGGAUGUACAUGGAAUGCAAUCACAACAUCAGAAGCUGCGCGAAAAGGUAGUUUAGAAUGCUUAAAAUAUGCACAUGAAAAUGAAUGUAAAUGGGAUUAUACAACAACAACAGCAGCUGCAAUAAAAAAUAGUUUAGAAUGUUUAAAAUAUGCACAUGAAAAUGGAUGCAAUUGGGAUGGGCACACAAUUAUAGCUGCUGCACAAAAUGGUAGUUUAGAAUGUUUAAAAUAUGCACACGAAAAUGGAUGCAUAUGGGUAGAAGGCACAACUAGAACUGCUGCUUUAGAAGGUAAUUUUGAUUGCUUAAAAUAUGCACAUGAAAAUGGAUGCAAAUGGGAUUUGGACACAACCUUAGCGGCUGUCACAAUAGGUAAUUUAGAAAUUUUAAAAUAUGCACAUGAUAAUGGAUGCGAAUUGGAUGAAUUUAUUACAAGACAAGCUGCUUUUAGAGGCGAUUUAGAAAUUUUAAAAUAUGUUUAUGAAAAGGGAAGUAAAUGGGUAAAAGGAACAACUACAUAUGCUGCAUUAGAAUGUAAUUUAGAUUGUUUAAUUUAUGCUCUCGAGAAUGGAUGUGAUUGGGAUGAUGGUACAACUAAAGCUGCUGCAGAAAGCGGGUGUUUAGAAUGUUUAAUUUAUGCUCAUAAAAACGACAUUAAAUGGGAUGAAGGUACAAUAGUUACAGCUGCUAUGCGUGGUAAUUUAAAUUGUUUAAUAUUUGCUUACGAAAAUGGAUACAAAUGGGAAGAUGGCACAGCUAAAGCUGCGGCUUCAGGAGGUCAUUUAGAUUGUUUAAAAUAUGCGCACAAAAAUGGAUGCAAUUGGCAUAAAGAUACAACUAGAGCUGCUGCAAAAAGCGGUAGUUUAGACUGUUUAAAAUAUGCUCAUGAAAAUGGAUGCAAUUGGGAUGAAAGCACUACAGAAGCAGCUGCUAGUUAUGACUGCUUAAAAUAUGCACAUAAAAAUGGAUGCAAAUGGGAUGUAACAAUAACAGUAACAGCUGCUUCUAAUGAUAAUUUAGAAAUUUUAAAAUAUGCUCACGAUAAUAAAUGCGAAUGGGCAGAAGGCACAACUGGAGCUGCUGCUUUAAAAGGUAAUUUAGAUUGUUUAAUAUAUGCUCACAAGAAUGGAUGUCAAUGGGAUGCUGGUAUAACUAAAGCCGCUGCCUUAGUAGGUAAUUUGGAAAUUUUAAAAUAUGCUCACGAAAAUGAAUGCGAAUGGGCAGAAGGUACAACUAGAGUUGCUGCUUUAAAAGGUAAUUUAGAUUGUUUAAUAUAUGCUCACAAAAAUGGAUGUCAGUGGGAUGAUGGCACAACUAGAGCUGCUGCAGCAAGUGGUUGUUUCGAUUGUUUAAAGUAUGCUUAUGAAAAUGGAUGUUAUUGGGAUGUAGAUACAAUAGUUAUAGCUGCUACUCAUGGUAAUUUAGACUGCUUAAAAUAUGCUCAUGAAAAUGAAUAUGAUUGGGUUGAAGGUACGACGAGAAUGGCUGCUGCAAAUAAACGUUUGGACUGCUUAAAAUAUGCCCAUAAUAAUGGUUGUGAAUGGGACGAAGGAACAACGAGAGAAGCGGCUGCUAGUGGUUGUAUUAACUGUUUGAUAUUUGCACAUAAAAAUGGAUGUCCAUGGGAUGAAGGGACGAUGAGUGCAGCUGCUGCAAAUGGUCAUUUGGAAUGUCUGAAAUAUGUUCAUGAAAAUGGAUGUGAGUGGGAUGAAGGCACAACAAGACUAGCGGCUGCAAAUAAUCAAAUAAGUUGCUUAAAAUACGCUCAUGAAAAUAAUUGUUCAUGGAGUAGAAAUACCAUUUAUGAAGCUACUCGAAAUGGUUUUACUGAUAUAAUUAUUUAUGCUAGCGAAAAUGGUUGUAGUAAUUAA